Molecule: messenger RNA, 5430 nt
Organism: Hirsutella rhossiliensis
Lineage: Eukaryota; Fungi; Ascomycota; Sordariomycetes; Hypocreales; Ophiocordycipitaceae
Product: sec7 domain-containing protein
Exons: 4
Coding region: 1-5430 (1809 amino acids)
Biological process (GO): regulation of ARF protein signal transduction
Molecular function (GO): guanyl-nucleotide exchange factor activity
Source: RefSeq, a predicted model, not a curated record
AUGAGCUCCCUCAAGUUCGUGGUGUCCUCCCUGGACGCCAUCGCAACCUCCAAAGAUGCCCAGCGCAACAAGCAGCUGGUUGACUCGGCGAAAAAGGCCCUCGACGCCAUCAAGGAACAGGACCAGCUUCCCGACCCCGAGCUCAUCUUUGCGCCGCUACAACUCGCCACCAGGUCAAACAACCCCCAGCUGACCACGGCCGCCCUCGACUGCAUCGGCAAGCUCAUCUCCUACUCCUUCUUUUCUCUCCAGACAAAUGGCCAUGCCCCCCAAGACGCCGCCGCCCCCGCGGCCCCUCUCAUCGAGCGCGCCAUCGAUGCCAUAUGCGAUUGCUUCCAAGGCGAGACCACGGCCGUCGAGAUCCAGCUACAGAUCGUCAAGUCCCUGCUCGCCGCCGUCCUCAACGACAAGAUCGUCGUCCACGGCGCAGGCUUGCUCAAGGCCGUGCGCCAAGUCUACAAUGUCUUUCUCCUCUCCCGAAGUACCGCCAACCAGCAAGUCGCCCAGGGCACCUUGACCCAGAUGGUCGGCACAGUCUUCGAGCGAGUCAAGACGAGGCUGCAUAUGAAAGAAUCCAGAUUGAGCCUGGGCAAUCUCAAGCAUAGCUCGAGCAACGUCACCUUCGAUCCCUCCGAUGCUGUCGCCCUCGCCGGGCCCCCUAGCCAUCGAGACGAAUCGCCUACUCCCCAGUCCGACCCCGACUCCAUCGACCAGCCCGGCGAUGGUGCUAAACUCACUUUGAAGGACCUAGAACAUCGCAAAAGCUUCGACGACUCCAACCUCGGCGACGGUCCAACCAUGGUGACCAGGUUGGCGCCCGCCAAGGAGGCCGACACAGAUGCCUCGGCAUCGGGGCAGUCGGCGCGCGAGUCUUCUGAAGACGACGAUGCUCUGGACGCCGAGGAUGAGGUCUACGUCCGCGAUGCCUAUCUCGUCUUUCGCUCUUUUUGCAACCUGUCCACAAAGGUCCUUUCCCCCGACCAACUCUUUGAUCUACGCGGCCAGGCCAUGCGCUCCAAGCUCAUCUCCCUCCACCUCAUCCACACCCUCCUCAACAACAACAUUACCGUUUUCACAUCGCCCCUCUCCACCAAGUUCUACCUCUGUCUCAGCAUCACCCGAAAUGGCGCCAGCUCGGUUGACCGCAUAUUCGACGUUUGCUGUGAGAUAUUCUGGCUUAUGCUCAAGUACAUGCGGCCAUCCUUCAAGAAAGAGAUUGAAGUUUUCCUCAACGAGAUCUACCUGGCGCUCCUGUCUCGACGUAAUGCGCCAGUCACGCAGAAGCUCUGUUUUGUGACCAUUUUGAACAGACUGUGUGCUGACCCGCGCGCCUUGGUCGAGAUUUACCUCAACUAUGACUGUGACCAAACAGUCGAUAACAUCUUCCAAACCAUUGUCGAGGAUCUCUCCAAGUUCUCCACGACCCCGGUUGCCAUUACAAGUACUAAUGAACAGAUAUACGAGGAUCUUCGCGCCAAGACGCUGCCUGCGAGCGAGUGGCAACUAAAAGGCAUCUUACCCCCGCCGCUGACUGUGGCCCAGAUCGUGCCACACCAGGAGAGCGAACCGGACUUUCCCAAGGAGUAUGCCAUUAAGCGCAUGUCUUUGGAAGCCUUGGUGGAAGCCUUGAGGUCCUUGGUGAACUGGUCUGCCUCGGUCCGAACCGAUGGCGAGAUGCUCAAGUCAACGGGCGAAAACAAAUUUUCUCUGGAUGAAGUCCGGCCGUCCAUCGAUCCCACCGCCAGCGACAGCGCUUCUCGUCUAGAGACACCGCUGGCCCCGUCGACUCCUCUUGUCGAAGACGACCCAGAUCACUUGGAAAAGGAGAAGGCGCGCAAGACGGCGCUCACCAAAGCCAUUGCGCAGUUCAACUUCAAGCCCAAGAAGGGUAUCAAGUUGCUGCUGCGAGAUGGCUUCAUACCCGGGGACAGCCCCGAGGAGAUUGGCAACUACCUGCUCAAGGAGGACAAGCUCGACAAGGCGCAGAUUGGCGAAUUCCUUGGCGAAGGAGACCAGUAUAACAUUGACAUCAUGCAUGCCUUUGUCGACGCAAUGGAAUUUACCCGGAAGAGGUUUGUCGAUGCACUGCGACAGUUUCUACAAGCGUUCAGGCUCCCGGGAGAGGCUCAAAAAAUUGACCGUUUCAUGCUCAAGUUCGCCGAGCGAUACGUCAAGGGAAACCCAAAUGCAUUUGCCAAUGCUGACACGGCCUAUGUCUUGGCAUAUUCCGUCAUCUUGCUCAACACGGACCAGCACAGCAGCAAGAUUGCCAAGCGGAUGAGUAAGGAAGAGUUCAUCAAGAAUAACCGAGGCAUCAACGACAACGCCGAUCUGCCAGACGAGUAUCUCAUCAGUAUUUUCGAUGACAUUGCGAGCAAUGAAAUCGUUCUCAACAGUGAACGUGAGGCUGCAGCGGCGGCCGGCACGCUGACCUCGCAACCUACCGGCCUCGCCGCCGGCUUCGGUCACGCUUUGUCAAAUGUCGGGCGCGAUUUGCAGCGCGAAGCCUACGUUCAGCAGUCGGAGGAGAUUUCGUUGCGAUCUGAACAGCUCUUCAAGAACUUGUUCAAAAGCCAGCGCCGCAGUGCCACCAAGGCCGGACCCAAGUUCAUACCGGCAACGUCUUUCAAGCACGUCGGCUCCAUGUUUGACGUUACCUGGAUGUCCUUCUUCUCUGCCCUCUCCAGCCAGAUGCAAAAGGCCCACAACAUCGAGGUCAGCAAACUGUGCUUUGAAGGCAUGAAACUCGCGACCAGGAUCGCUUGCCUGUUUGAGCUUUCAACCCCAAGGGAGGCCUUCGUUUCGGCGCUCAGAAACACCACCAACCUCAAUAAUCCCCAAGAAAUGCUAGCUAAGAACAUUGAGGCCCUCAAGGUUCUCCUGGACCUGGGGCAGACCGAAGGCAACCUGCUACGGGAGUCUUGGAAAGAUAUUCUCAUGUGUAUCAGCCAGCUAGAUCGGCUGCAGCUGAUAACAGGAGGCGUCGAUGCGAACGCGAUUCCCGAUGUCUCUCAGGCUCGCUUCAUGCCGCCUUCGCGGGCCGACACAUCUGAAUCGAGAUCAUCGAAUCAUUCACGGCCGUCGAAACCUCGGCAAAGAGCUGGCACUGGACCCCGAGGCUUCUCCCACGAGAUUGCUCUGGAAAGCCGCUCAGACGAUUUCAUUCGCAGCGUCGAUCGCAUCUUCACAAACACAGCCAAUCUCUCCGGCGACGCCAUGCUUCACUUCGCCAGGGCGCUCACCGAGAAGAUUGUGGAGAUUAGUUACUACAACAUGAACCGUGUCAGGUUUGAGUGGAGCCAUAUUUGGGAUGUCUUUGGCGAGCACUUCAAUCAGGUCGGAUGCCACAACAACAUGAAUAUUGUCUUCUUUGCCUUGGAUUCGCUGCGGCAACUGUCGAUGAGGUUCCUCGAGAUUGAAGAGCUGGCGGGCUUCAAGUUCCAAAAGGACUUUUUGAAGCCCUUUGAGCUCGUGCUCGCCAAUUCUCACAACGUCACGGUCAAAGACCUGGUGCUGCGGUGUCUCGUCCAGAUGAUCCAGGCCAGAGGGGAUAACAUCCGCUCUGGCUGGAGAACAAUGUUUGGGGUCUUUACUGUCGCCGCAAGGGAGCCGCACGAGAGCAUCGUGACCUUUGCGUAUGAGAAUGUCAACCAAGUUUAUAAGGACAAGCUUGGGGUUGUCAUUUCUCAGGGUGCUUUCACGGACUUGAUUGUCUGCCUGACAGAAUUCUCCAAGAACAUGAAGUUUCAGAAGAAGAGCCUGGCCGCGCUGGAACUCCUAAAGUCCAUCAUCCCCACGAUGCUGAGGACCCCAGAGUGCCCGCUUUCCCAGCAGGCCAAGCAGGCUGAUGGCAAGGCCGACGCUAGCAGCAAGUCUCAGGAAAAACGGAAGCAAACCAAAACAUCGGCCGAGGAGGGAUUCUGGUUCCCGAUUCUGUUUGCCUUCCACGACGUGCUCAUGACCGGUGAAGACCUCGAGGUGCGGUCCAACGCACUGGAGUAUUUCUUUGCGGCACUCGUCAAGUAUGGCGGCGAUUUCACGCCCGAGUUUUGGGACAUCCUAUGGCGACAGCAGCUGUACCCGAUUUUCAUGGUGUUGAGAUCUCGGCCGGAAAUGACGAAUGUUCUCAACCACGAGGAGCUGUCUGUCUGGUUGUCGACAACCAUGAUCCAGGCGCUGCGCAAUAUGAUCACGCUCUUCACGCAUUACUUUGAUGCCCUCGAGUACAUGCUCGACAGGUUUCUCGAACUGCUCGCCCUCUGCAUCUGCCAAGAGAACGAUACGAUUGCCCGGAUCGGCAGCAACUGCUUGCAGCAGCUCAUCCUCAAAAACGUGACCAAGUUCACGGCAGAACACUGGACCAAGAUUGUCGGGGCGUUCUGUGAGCUCUUUGAACGGACAACCGCUUACCAGCUGUUUACGGCAACGAACAUGAGCCCGACGGCGUCGCUGUCGCUUCCAUCCAACGGCUUUGACUUUCCGACGAGCCUGGGCUCGCCCCAAGAGGCCCCGCCCACUGUGGACGAAAAGUCUUUGAGAAUCAAUGGCAAUGAGGAAAACGGUGCCGUGUCUGACGGAGAGUUGAUCAAUCGACAGCCUUCGCCAAAGCCAAUGGACGACGAGCUGCAAAGUCCCACCGGGACCAGCGGCCACCCCCUCGAAGAGUUCAAGCCCUCGUCCAAUCUCCAGCAGCAGCCCGUGGUGGUGACGGCGGCGCGCCGGCGCUUCUUCAACCGCAUCAUCUCGCGCUGCGUCCUGCAGCUGCUCAUGAUUGAGACGGUCAACGAGCUCUUCAGCAACGACACCGUGUACACCCACAUCCCCUCGGCGGAGCUCCUGCGGCUCAUGGGGCUGCUGAAGCGCUCCUUUCAAUUCGCUCGCCGAUUCAACGAGGACAAGGAGCUUCGUAUGCGCCUCUGGCGCGAGGGGUUCAUGAAGCAGCCGCCCAAUCUUCUCAAGCAGGAGAGUGGGUCCGCCGCGACCUACGUCUCCAUCCUGUUCAGGAUGUUUGCGGACAACGCGCCGGAGAGACUGGAGAGCAGGCCCGACAUCGAGGCGGCGCUGGUCCCUCUGUGCAAGGACAUCAUCGCGGGCUACUCGUCGCUCGCCGAGGAGAGUCAGCACCGGAACAUCAUGGCGUGGCGGCCCGUCGUGGUGGACGUGCUGGAGGGGUACGCCACGUUCCCCGAGGACGCCUUCAAGGCGCACAUCCCCGGCUUCUACCCGCUGGCGGUGGACCUGCUGAGCAAGGACCUCAGCCAAGACCUGCGGGGUGCGCUUCUCGUGGUCCUGCGCCGCGUGGGCGAGGUCGGGCUGGGCAUUGACGGCAUGACCAAGGCGGGCGAGCAGAGGCAGGACAGCAUCAUCAGCGACUUCCGGGAGGGGUCGGUAGCGGGGGACCAAGAAGCCGCUGCGCGGAGGAUGCUGUAG